Messenger RNA from Pyrenophora tritici-repentis Pt-1C-BFP, 2046 nucleotides. RefSeq lists its product as uncharacterized. Lineage: Eukaryota; Fungi; Ascomycota; Dothideomycetes; Pleosporales; Pleosporaceae. The record is from RefSeq and is a predicted model, not a curated record.
AUGGCGCCACCCACAGCCCCUUCGAAUACAGAUUUUUACCCGCCUAAAGAGCUUCCCCACAAAGAGAGACGAGUCAGGGCUACUAGACGCGAUGGACCACCCCAACUCCAGUUCGUCACUGCGACAGAUCUCUCGCACUUCAGAGGCUCAGAUGCAAAACGAAGCGUGCGCUCGCAGGCCAUGAUUUAUCACAGGAGCAGGUCCAUCAUCACUUCAGCCACAAACAAGUUGACCGCUGAGAAAGCGCACCCAAGGCGACGCGGAAAGGGGUCCGUGAAGAAAGGGCCGACUGGCGCGGAACAGGACAGAUCUAGAGAUGAACAGGACUGUUCUAGUGUCGUACUCGAGCCCGGGCUAGGAACUAUCUCACCUGUGUUGACAUGCGCGUCGAGCGAUGAGGAGGAGCGCGCAUGGGGUGCUGCUGUUACGCUCAGACAAAAUCCACGUGAUCAGCAGUACAUCAGGUUGGCACAAGAGGCAGCCUAUUCCACGCCUGAAAGCAAAGGAAAAAGCAAGGACACAACUCCAAACUCCACGGUUGACUAUGAUGAGUCGUGUAACCAGCAGAUAGCGCGCAACGCUCCGGGGUGGAAGGCAAUGCCAAGGGCGACAGGCAGAGUGGUGAACUACGAGUACACUGAUAAACAAGAAGAACGUCAAACACGCAAGCUGAUGGGCAAAAUGUCUAUUAUCUACUGUUUCGGAGACGCAGGCGAACCAUUUGCUCUAAUACCACGAUACAAAAAUCCAGGCGUUGACUCUGUUCUCCUCACGCGCAUCUGCAUGCGAGAAUUCGCGACUGAUGGACUCAUCUCCAAGUGGUUUCUGGGAAAUUUGAAUAAAGACGUGAUGCUUAGUGCCUAUGUCAUGACUUCUGCGUGGAUUGAUAUGGUGGCUGGGUGCCAAGAAGAGAGUACACGCACUACCAUUAUCAAGAUGGAAACCAUGGGAGUUGCCAGUGAGCGGCUAGCACAUCCUGACACACAGCUUGAUGAUACAACACUUAUGGUCUUGCUGCAUCUGCUUGCUGGUGAGUUGUGGAGCUGUAAUGAGAAGACACUUCGGACUCACCAGUCUGGUAUCGCGCAUUUAGUUACACAGCGUGGUGGGUUGGAUGGCUUGGGAAACUCGGUUGUUGCCGAAGUAGGUGCAGCGGUUUUCUAUCAAAUUAACCUCAUCUGCGAAACGAAGCUCCUACCGGUAUUCGGACUCUGGGAGCCCCCAAAAUAUGAUGCAGUUAAACAUGGUCGUCGGAUACCAGAGUCGCCAAUAUUCUGUCCAUGGUCAGAUUUUGCGACUAUACCCGACGAAUUGGGUUGCGCAACAGCUACAUGUGCACUACUACGAGACAUGCGCGACUUGACCAGUUUGUUCCUUUUACAUGACAAGACAUCUGGCACGAGCCAAGCUACUAGGGCUAUGGCUAGUGACUACAAGUCCGAUACUGCUGGCAUACGGAAACGGCUGAUUUCGUUGCCUUCCGCUUACGUCCCUGGCCUCAAAACAUCCAACGAUUGGAUCUACGAAGCAUGCCGACUUGCGGCGCUAAUCUACACUGCGUCUAUCAUCCUUCGAUUACCAUUUUCUGUGACUGCGGACCCCCGCCGCAAUCCACUGGCCAUUGAGACUGAGUUCUUCAGCAGCCCCGAUGCGGGCAGACAUCUGCGCGCCAGUCGCUUGAGCGAUGCGUUGUAUGACGUGCUGAAGCGUACCGAUUUGAGCAACGCCUGGGGAAACAUGUCUGGUGUGCUAUACUGGGUCUGCACAGUCGGUGCGAUUGCAGCUCGUUCACCUACUACACUCGACGUGAAGCGACAGCGUCCAACUCCCGCCGAAGCCAGCGCGAUGUGGAUCAGGCGAUACCUUGCCCUGACCUCAUCACGUGUGAUGAUCUUGUUGGUCUUUGAUCACCCCAUACCCGUUUUACAAGCACAAAAGACACUUCUCAAAGUGCAGGAACUCAUCAGGACUUACGAUGGAGCCACCAACAGCGUCAUACGAUUAUCUGGACACGACGAGAUGGGUCGCGCACCGCCAAUCCCAUGA